Molecule: messenger RNA, 483 nt
Organism: Microthlaspi erraticum
Lineage: Eukaryota; Viridiplantae; Streptophyta; Magnoliopsida; Brassicales; Brassicaceae
Source: the annotation of a GenBank genome assembly
AUGGUGAUGAAUAUGAAGAAGCAGAUUAUGGAUGAGUCUGAGAAUGUGUGUUUCAAGAAGUCAUUGAUGCCUCCUCCUCCUCCUCCACCGCUUCCUUCAUCUCCUGGAUAUGGAUCAAGAAAGAUCGAUGGAGAUAGUAUAACAAAUAAACAGAUCAAGAAGUUCUGGAGGCAGAAGCAGAUCGUUGAAGAAGAACAUCUCUUUGCUGCUAUCAAGGCUGCAGCUCGUGUCCGAGCCCGUAAUCUCUCUGAUGAGGACUACAAACGCUUUGAAGAAAGCUUGGACAUGGAGGAUCUGGAGACCGAUGUUCAUGAGGAGGGAAUCAAAGACUGGUGGAUGAAGAGCAAAUAUGCAUACUUGAACCAGCCUGCUCUUGGAUCUGCGGAUUCAUUGAAGAGAAAGAGGUUUACUUCUUAUGUACCGAACUGUUUCUCCUUCAAGCCUUGCACUCCACUAUAUGCAACUUCGCUCAAUGUCUUUUAA